This is a messenger RNA of Priceomyces carsonii, 1092 nucleotides long. It is a transcript of the gene RAD23, whose product is annotated as Rad23p. The transcript has 2 exons. The coding region runs from base 1 to 1092 and encodes 363 amino acids. Gene Ontology annotation, biological process: nucleotide-excision repair; proteasome-mediated ubiquitin-dependent protein catabolic process. The record is from RefSeq and is a predicted model, not a curated record. NCBI's taxonomy places the organism in Eukaryota, Fungi, Ascomycota, Pichiomycetes, Serinales, Debaryomycetaceae. Gene Ontology annotation, cellular component: cytosol; nucleoplasm. Gene Ontology annotation, molecular function: polyubiquitin modification-dependent protein binding; proteasome binding; damaged DNA binding.
AUGCAAAUCAUUUUCAAAGAUUUCAAGAAGCAAAAGGUGCCAAUUGAAGUCGAAUUAUCAGAUACUGUUUUGUCCACAAAAGAAAAACUAGCACAGGAGAAAGACUGCGAGCCAUCUCAGUUGAAAUUUGUCUAUUCAGGAAAAGUCUUGCAAGAUGAUAAGACGUUGGAAUCAUUCAAGGUGAAAGAGGGUGAUUCUAUCAUUUUUAUGAUAUCAAAGACCAAAAAAUCACCCAUACCGGCGUCUACUGCAAUUAAGAAGGAGGAUACUGCACCCGAUAGCGAGAACAGAGGAGAGGGUUCCACUGGAAAUGGAAAUGAUGCAACACCAACUGAACCUGCUUCUUCUACACAAAGCACUGCAGAGCCUGGGUCUAUUUUCACUGCGGGAGAUGAAAGAGAAGCAACGAUCAGUAAUAUUAUGGAGAUGGGAUAUGAAAGAUCACAAGUUGAAACUGCCUUGAGGGCAGCUUUUAAUAAUCCUCACCGUGCUGUUGAAUAUUUGUUAACGGGCAUUCCAGAGUCUUUACAACGUCCCGAAGCUUCAGAACCAGUAGCGGAAUCAACAACGAAUGAAGACGCAGCAGCUGCAAAUGAAGACACCAAUGAGGAAGAUGAACAAGGAGAAAACUUGUUUGAAGCGGCAGCGGCAGCCGCUAGGGCCGAACAUGACGGUGCAGGUGGAGCUGAUGCUGUGGACUCUUCUGGAAGUGGAGAUUUGGGGGGUGAUGCGCAAAUGGGAUUAUUAAGAACAGCGUUACAGUCUAAUCCAGAAUUAAUUCAACCAUUAUUAGAGCAGUUGGCAGCUUCUAAUCCACAGGUUGCAGCAUUAAUCCAACAGGACCCUGAAGGGUUCAUCAGGACGUUUUUAGGAGGAAGUGGUGAAGAUUUAGGAUUCGAGAUCGAAGGUGAUGAGGGUGCAGAAGGUGAAAGUGAAGGGGGCACUGUUCGUAUAGCAUUGACUGAGCAAGAUGAAAGCGCCAUCAACAGAUUGUGUGAAUUAGGUUUCGAUAGAAACUUAGUGAUUCAAGUUUACAUGGCCUGUGAAAAGAACGAAGAGGUCGCAGCUGAUAUAUUGUUUAGAGAUAUGUAA